Messenger RNA from Microsporum canis CBS 113480, 609 nucleotides. RefSeq lists its product as uncharacterized. The record is from RefSeq and is a predicted model, not a curated record. Lineage: Eukaryota; Fungi; Ascomycota; Eurotiomycetes; Onygenales; Arthrodermataceae. Bases 1 to 609 code for a protein of 202 amino acids. The transcript has a single exon.
AUGCCUGCUUUUGAUUUCUCCUGGCUGAGCUGCUUUCCUUGGUGGGGAGAGCGGCCUUCGUCCCCUUCUCCAAACGAGAUCCGAUCUGUGUUUCCUUCCACAGAGCCGGACAGGGGUUCGAUCGACAGGUUGGCUCCCCCAAAACAGCCAUACCAAACUCCGGCACCCACGUCUACCGGCUGCCACUUGCAACCACUCGAUCGCCGUCUCUCCUUUAAGGCUAAUAAUUUCAAAUGUGCCAACAACCUACAAACCCCGUCCCGCUCACAGCCGCAGCUGGAGGGGUGUUCCGCGCCCUCGCCGUCAUUAGAUGAAGCAUACUUCAACCCCAUCGGCUGUGCCCCAUACGGGCGCAAGGAAGUGGGUAGCUCCACACUCCCACGUCGCCAUCCAAGUGCGGGUUCUAGGGGACAGAAUCUCGACCACCCGGUGAGCCCGUUCUCCUCGGUACCGAAUAGCCGAAAGAGCCCAGGCAGCAGCGCGCGCCCAUUACAUUCAGACAAGGUGCAUAGUUCUUUUAUGGACCUUGAGAGCCCUCCUGAGAAAACACUGUGGGAUAAGUUAGCGAGGCGCUUCAACGGGAAAUCGUUAACCCUGGCGCCGAGCUAG